AUGGCUGAGCGCGAUGUUUUCAUAAAGCUGCCGCAAUUCUGGGAGCACGCCGUGGAGGCAUGGUUCGCACACGUGGAGGCGCACUUCGCCUGCCGACAGGUCCGUGACGGGGACCUGAAAUACUACCAUGUGGUAGCAGCGCUGGGAAGCUCUGCGUCGUCCAGCGCAGCGUACGACGGGCUUUCGGGCUCGCUGUCGGGGGCAGACACGUUUCUCAGACUGUUGGCCGAGUUUCCAGACCUGUUGCUGCCCACCUUCUCUGCGCUUACCACCAAGCAUGGCGUGGAGCACCACAUCACUACCGAGGGGCAUCCUGUCUACGCCAGGGCCCGGCGGUUGAACCCUUCUAAGCUGGCUGUGGCGAGGGCAGCAACCAUGGAGCGCCUGGGCAUUGUCCGCCGCUCCGACAGUUCCCCUGGUCUGCCACGGCCCAGCGGGUUUUCCUACGGGACGCGGCGGAGGCUUUCCCUCCAGUUCCGACCACUCAGCAGGGAGCACCAAGGUCUCAAGUUCCCGCGGAGCUACGCUCGGCUGGGCACGUUUUCGUCCGUCACGAUGCACACAGAGGCCCCCUGCAGCCCCCUGCAGCCCCCUUACGAUGGACCUUUCUGGGUCUUGGAGCACGGGGACAAGCACCUGGUGCUCGACAUGGGCGGCAAGGCUGAGCACGUCUCAGUUGACCGGGUGAAGGCUGCUCACUUGGACGUGGACCAGCCGGUGGUGCUGGCUCGACCGCCGAGACGGGGCCGCCCCCCGGCUUUGAUUCCUGUCAGGGAGUGCGGACCUGUUGUUCCGGUCCCUCCUCUGACGGGGGCUGUACAGGCAGAAGUCACUGUACCGGCUCCGUUACGCAGGACUCGUGGGGUGUGUCUCUGUCUCUCUCAGCUUCUGGGACAAGCAGCAAGGAAUAUGGUGAUCCAGGAGGACGCUAUCCUUCACUCUGAGGAUAGUCUGAGAAAAAUGUCCAUAAUCACGACACAUCUACAAUACCAGCAGGAGGCCAUCCAGAAGAAUGUAGAGCACUCAAAAAACCUACAGGACCAGCUGAGACACCUUCUGAAGUGAUGCCCCCCCCAACACUAACACCAAGCCUUUACAAUGCAAGGGCCUGGGAAAAUGUUUUAUUAAAUAAUGUCAAAUGUUUUAAAUCAAUUGUAUUACGUUAAUGCACAUGUGUCAAACU
Molecule: messenger RNA, 1183 nt
Organism: Notothenia coriiceps (black rockcod)
Lineage: Eukaryota; Metazoa; Chordata; Actinopteri; Perciformes; Nototheniidae
Source: RefSeq, a predicted model, not a curated record